UAUUAUUAUGGAUACUUACCUUAUAAAUACAUAAUUACAUUCUGAUUAUUCCUACAUCCAAUAAUUAGCACUGUUAUUAGUAAACUGUAAUUAUUUUGAAUCCUAAAAUGUAAUUAAUCAAUAAUUGACUCUCGAUGGUGAAAUGUAUAAAGAGGGUAGAAGAUUAUAAAAUUCGAUAUACUUUAUUCAACUGUUGAUUAGGGCGUUACUCUGCGCAUUAAAUAUUGUGUAUUGAUCUCCAUCUUGGUGUUUUAUUGUGCAAGACUUACGAGUGCAUCAGUUGUGUUUACUUGUCCAAGACCCACGAACAUAACAGUUUCAGAAGUGGGAUCUGCUCACAAUGUCUGGACCAUAUAUUGAUGGUUUAGGGCAACGUAAACGAAAGCGCAGCAAGUCAAGCAGCUCGGAAGACGAAAAUACCGAUAAUUUUUUCUUAGAAGACCGUCGCCCGAGCAAAUCUUGCAACAAAAAAAGGCACGUGGCCCCCAGCGAUGCCGAAGUCAUUCCCAAAUUUCGUCCGGAAGACAGCAACAGCAACGUGAUUGCGUGGCUUCACAAAAUAGACCAGCUUGGUGACGUGUACGGGUGGGACCACACUGAUCGCACAUUCAUAAUGCAACUUCGGCUACGUGGCUCCGCUCGAGAAUGGUAUGACGAUCUCGAAGACUAUGACCUGACAUGGGACGAGUGGAAGGAGAUGUUACGGACCGCUUUCCCACGAUCUACUGACUACGUGGAUAAAUUGGAACGCAUGCUGGGAAGGACUAAAGACGAUAAAGAGACUAUGACGAAAUACUAUCACGAAAAAUUAUCAUUACUAAAGAAAUGCAACAUUACCGGUGAGGAUGCUAUUUCGUGUAUAAUUCGGGGACUGCCCCCUGAAUUGAUAGCCAACGCUAAAGCUUAUAGUUGCGACACACCCGAACAACUAUAUUAUGGCUACCUUUCAUCCCUGGAAAAUUUCAAAAGAGUGGAAACCUAUACAACCCGGAAGUCUGUGUGGAAAAGAGGAACCAGCAAUAGUACACCAGGUUCAACGACAACGCGCCAGCUGCAGCCAAAGAUAUGUUAUACGUGCCGACGGCCGGGCCAUGAGGCACGGGACUGCAGGCAACAGCAACACUGUGACAACUGUCGACGCAGCGGCCACACUACGGCGGCUUGCUGGUUUGGCGCCGGGAGUGCCGGGACAUCACGACUCCAACAACAUAAGGUUAGUCAAAUAUUACACAUCACCUAUGAUAUUUAUGCUGAUAUCUACAAAAGAAUUGUGUUAGUGAAUGGACAACCGCUCAAAGCAUAUAUAGACACUGGCAGUCCGUAUAGAAUAUGUAAAGCGGAUCGCUCUCUUGACCGAUACACAAUCACAACCAUAAAGGGCAUGAAAGGUUACAAAAGGUUCAAUGCCAUAGUACGUGGAGAGACUCUGCGGCCAUACAAACCAACUAUGUCAGAGGAUGAUAGUUCAGGCAGUGACCAAGAUGUAGAUAGGGACGAUUUGAUCGAUCUUCUAGAAAGUUGA
Messenger RNA from Helicoverpa zea (corn earworm), 1522 nucleotides. RefSeq lists its product as uncharacterized. Gene Ontology annotation, molecular function: nucleic acid binding; zinc ion binding. NCBI's taxonomy places the organism in Eukaryota, Metazoa, Arthropoda, Insecta, Lepidoptera, Noctuidae. The transcript is spliced from 2 exons. Bases 341 to 1522 code for a protein of 393 amino acids. The record is from RefSeq and is a predicted model, not a curated record.